Molecule: messenger RNA, 3369 nt
Organism: Bactrocera dorsalis (oriental fruit fly)
Lineage: Eukaryota; Metazoa; Arthropoda; Insecta; Diptera; Tephritidae
Exons: 3
Coding region: 1-3369 (1122 amino acids)
Cellular component (GO): cytoplasm; nucleus
Molecular function (GO): microtubule binding; zinc ion binding; nucleic acid binding
Source: RefSeq, a predicted model, not a curated record
AUGGACUUAAACACUUUAAUGACUUUGACAGUUAAUGGACUGAAGGACAAGUUGAGAGAAAUUGGUAUUUCGACUACUGGACAAAAACGAGAACUUCAGGACAGACUACUGCAGCACUAUGGCUUGUCACGAAAUGAGCCAAGCGAUGAUGAGUUGAGUCGGUCGAUAUACGAUGACGUUCAAGAAUGCAACAUUCCACAGUCUUCCCAGUCCUUUGUGCGGCAACAGCUAUUUACUCUUAAAGAUUUAGGUGAUUGUGUUAGUUCAUUUACUGGUGAAGGGUCGGUAGAUAUUCGGUUUUGGGUAAACGAAUUCGAGAUGAAUGCAGAUAUAGUAAAGUGGAACGAUUUGCAAAGAUUUGUUUAUGGCAAGCAGCUUCUACGUGGAGCAGCCAAGCUUUUCGUUAGAAGUCAAAGCAAUGUAAGCAAUUUGGAAAACUUAAAAAGUGCGUUAAUUACUGAAUUCGGUGCUAAGCUUUGUUCGUCAGAUGUUCAUAAGCUGUUGAAAAAUAGGCUUAAACACUCGAAUGAAACGUUACGUGAAUAUUUAUAUAGCCUAAUGGAAAUAGGCAAACAAAUUAAUCUAGACGAGGCCAGUGUCAUUGAUUAUUUUAUUGAGGGGAUUCCGGAUUCACGAUUUAAUAAGUCUUUAUUGUAUCAAGCAAAGAAUAUAAACGAUUUAAAAGAGCAGAUAAAAGUGUAUGAAAGGAUACGAAAAUCUAAUGCAGGGUUAGGUAAAGUAGGCACAAAUGAAUCUAGGAAAGAGAGUAACUUAUCAAUGGUAAAGCCAAAAGAGGAAUCGGUUAGAAGGUGUUUUAAGUGUGGAGAUAAAACGCAUAUAGCUGCACAAUGUCCACAGAAGCAGUUCAAAUGCUUUAAGUGCAACGAAUUGGGUCAUCGCUCUUUCGAAUGCAAGAGUAAAGAUAAAAAAACGAAUGACCCAAAGAAAGAACCGAGCACGGUCAACAUGUUGAGGAACGAUAUUUUUCAACCGUUUAUAAAUAGCGUUCGGGACGAGUUACAUUUUAAGACGGUCAUGAUUAACGAUUUUAGAUUUGAGGCACUUAUUGAUUCAGGAUGUUCACUAAAUUUGAUUCGAUACGAUACGUUAUUAUUAAGUGGGGCCGGAAAUAAGUUGACUAAUGACCGAAGGAAGCUUUAUAGUGCUUGUGCUAAUGUCAUUGAGACCAUAGGCAGCUUUGAAACUUUGAUGCAUGUAGAUGAACUAUCACUAAAUGUCACCUUUCAUGUAGUCAAAGAAAAUGAUAUUCAAUUCGCAGGGAUGAUAGGAAAGGCUAUUCUGAAGGAUGUUGAUAUCGUUUUAACAGAAGAGGAAGUUGUUUUUAAAAAUAAAAGUUUAUCUUAUAAGCCGAAAGUUAACAAUAAUCAAACGCAAACAGUUGAGGUAGAUUCCAAAGCCAAAGUAGUCACACCAGAAAAGUGGAUACAAGAGUUCGAUGUCAUGAGCUUGAACGAAUUAGAGGAAAUAAAGACAAUGGAUGUGAAGCAUUUAGAGAAGAGUCUGGCUAAGAAUGUAGAAAAUUUAGUAAACAGAUAUACAACGACAGAUCGCGUACAACAGUUUAUAAACAACACACCUCCGCGAAGUACAAAGCAGACACCAUUCAAGAUAUUAACUGGACUUGACAUGCGUAUGGCCAAUAUGCCAGAGCUACAAGAACUUUUAGAUGAUGAAGCAGUAGAAUUGCAAAUAUUCUCAGGGGAGUUCCGAGAAUGGCAAUCAUUCAAAGAGCUCUUCGAGGAGUAUGUCCAUAAUAAUAAGGACAUUAGUAACUCCAAAAAGAUGAGCUAUUUAAAAUCUUGUCUUCAAGGAGAUGCUAGACUAAUGGUUAGUCACCUGAUAACGGAAUCAGGUGCAAAUUACAACACUGCUUGGGAAUUACUGGCACACAGAUAUGAUAACGUGCGCAAACAAUUUAACGAACAGCUCAAAAUGGAAAUGGAGAAGGCACAAACAAGUCUCUCCGAUUACCAAGCUUUUGCUCAAGAAAAAUUCGCAGCACUCGAGUCACAACUGGAAGCACAAGAUGUGGAACAUAAGCGUACACUCGAUUCGUAUCGCUUAGAAAUUGAUAACAAACUCUCACAAAAGCAACAACAACUCGAUGAAGCCGAACAACGCGAACUCAAAUUAAAAGAGCGUUUCAAUUUAUUGGCGAUUUCCGAGCAAGAGUUGUGUGAAAAAUUGACUAGCACUGAAAAUGCCUACGCCGCCCGCUUCCAGGCGGCCACAGAACGAGAACAUAACUUGAAUGAACGAGUGCAAGCGCUGACAAAGGAACUCAAUGGGCUUAGAGCUUCCAAUGAGAAUAGGGAACGCGAGUUGCGUGACAAGUUAAAUCUGUCGCAGGAUGAGAUUUCGGUUUUACGAUCCUCACAGCGCAGCUUUAACGAGACCCUGGAUCGCAGCAGUGGCAUUAGUUCGCCAUCGGAACUGGCGCGUCUGCAAAGUGAAGCGGAUAGUUUGCAUUGUGUGUUGGAGUUAAAACAGAAGGAGAUUUCCAAGUUGACUGAACAUAAUGAGGAGCUAAUGCGUGAUGCUGAGGAACGUGGCAUUUUGCAGAGCAAAAUAUCAUUGCUUGAAUCAAACAAUGAGAUGUUGAAGUCAGAGCUGGAUAUCAAGUUGGAGAAGGAGAAGGACUUUCUUCGUAAAAUCAAUUACAAAACAAAAGGGCAAAAGGAAUCUUGGAGAGCUACAACUGGAAGACAAGACGUUAACAGGUAUUUUAUUCCCCGGGAGAGUCCUCACUUCGGAGGAAGUAGGGAAGAGGGUUAUUUUUUUACAGAUGAAAGAAUGGAUCUGGAACCGCCUGAUGAAGAGCCAAAUGAAGACAUGGCAAUUAAAGACGCUGACGAUAGAGGUAUGACAAUGGAAGAUGCAAUACUGAAUCCAAAGGCCAAGAAGAAGAAACGGAUGGCAUGUCUACCAAUCAAACACAUACAACAAUUACCGAAAGACGAAAGCAGUAAAGUGGAUAAUACUAAAACAAAAAAAGAUGAAGACAAGAAGAUACGAGACACAACUUCUAAGACGAGAGACGACAAACGUAAAACUAUUGAUACAAAGAAGGAUGCAUCAAAGAAACCUGAAGUGGAGAAGGAUAAGCAACGCGAUAAAGAAAAGGAGAAGGACCAUAAUAAAAGAGACAUAAAAGUAAAUGAAACUAUUGAAAUAGCCGAAAUAGAUCCAGUUGGAAAAGCGGAUGUAGUAACAACCAUUUGGGAGUUACUAAUACCAUGGCAGCUUGCGUUAAAACAAACGGACAAGCUAAAAACCAAACGACGACUACAAGCUGCAAUCAUUUUCCCAGCAGUCACUUUUGCCGCCCGGGAGAAUGUUCAAAAUUGA